This is a messenger RNA of Cinara cedri, 948 nucleotides long. The record is from the annotation of a GenBank genome assembly. Lineage: Eukaryota; Metazoa; Arthropoda; Insecta; Hemiptera; Aphididae.
AUGUAUAAUAAACAAUCACAACCGCAGUAAAUCAUACAAAAUAAGUGAAAUUGGCAACAGUGUAAACACAAUUACAACCUUUAGGAAUAAUUGAUUGGCUCAGAAUUUAACAAUAUUAAUAAUUAUUAUUUAUUUUUGCGAUAUUGAAAAAAACGUUUCAAAGCCAUGCAAAUAAACCAAUUAAUCAAAUUGGUAAAACACUAAAACAUAAUAAAUAAUACGUCACGUUUAAGUAUUUAGUAAAAGUUAAAAUCAAUUAAAUUUAUUAGUCAGAUAUUACAGUGUAUAUUAUGUAUAAAUGUUCAGAAAAAUAAUUUCGUUCAGCAUAUUGCGAAAUGUAUAGAGUAUAAAAAUUAUUAAAACGGUGAGAAUCUAUAUUGUUAUAAUAAUGGGGGAAAAUAAAAUGGGGGAGUAAAAUGGUCUAUAGUAUAGAGACCUCAAAUCUUUAGCUUCCAACCUCAGAUUAUUUUUAAUUAUUUUUUUUUUCUUAAUUACAAAUUAAUAUUUUUUAAUAGGCAUAAUUGAAAUCAUUUAUACACUGUUUUUAGAAACUACUUCCCUAAAAUUGAAGAGGAAUUCCAAUGGAUCAGAAAUCCAUUUGAAGAAGAUUACUUGAAAAAAUUGAAAAUAUCAGCAAGUGAAGAAGAUUCGUUGAUUGAAAUGUCAUGUGAUCAGACUUUAAAAUCGUAUUUUAAAAGUACACAAUUAGUGCCAUUCUGGUUAAAUGUUCGGAAAGACUAUACAGCAAUCGCCAAAAUUGCACUGAGAAAUUUGAUGGGCUUUUCGACAACUUAUUUAUGUGAACGCGCUUUUUCUACUUUAAUUUAUUUAAAAAAUAAAUAUAGGAAUAAACUGAAUGUUGAGAGUGAUUCAAGACUAAAACUGACAAGUUUUAAUCCAGAUAUUGACUUUCUCGUGAAGAACAAGCAGUGCCAAAAAUCACAUUAA